AGGAGGACGAGCGGCGGCGGCGGCGGCGUUGGCAGCCGUGGCGGCCCCGGGGCGGGGCUCGGGCGAGCGCGGCCGGGGCUGCAGGCGGCGGAGCGGCGGGUUUUGAAUAUACGUACUAACACUGACUCCGCACUUAGAAAGCCCUGCCUUCUCUCACUGGCUUCCCUUGGCCUUCAGACAUAAUGAGGAGACUGGCUUUUCGAGGCGCUGGUUGUGCUCUGGUAAAGCUGAAGAAAUUGGAUUCCAUGGGUUCCAAGAGAAGAAGAGCCACCUCCCCUUCCAGCAGUGUCAGCGGGGACUUCGACGAUGGGCACCAUUCUGUGUCCACACCAGGCCCAAGCAGGAAAAGGCGGCGACUCGCCAACCUUCCAACUGUGGAUCCCAUUGCUGUGUGUCAUGAACUCUACAACACUAUUCGAGACUAUAAGGACGACCAGGGCAGGCUCCUCUGUGAGCUCUUCAUUAGGGCACCAAAGCGAAGAAAUCAACCAGAUUAUUAUGAAGUAGUUUCUCAGCCAAUUGACUUGAUGAAAAUCCAACAGAAAUUAAAAAUGGAAGAAUACGAUGAUGUUAACUUGCUCACUGCUGACUUCCAGCUGCUUUUUAACAAUGCAAAGGCUUAUUAUAAGCCAGAUUCUCCUGAAUAUAAAGCUGCUUGCAAACUCUGGGAUUUGUACCUUCGAACCAGAAAUGAGUUUGUUCAGAAAGGAGAAGCAGAUGAUGAAGACGAAGAUGAAGACGGGCAAGACAAUCAAGGCACAGAAGGAUCCUCUCCAAGUUACUUGAAGGAGAUCCUGGAGCAGCUGCUUGAAGCCAUAGUUGUAGCCACAAAUCCAUCAGGGCAUCUGAUUAGUGAACUUUUUCAGAAACUGCCUUCGAAAGUGCAAUAUCCAGACUAUUAUGCAAUAAUUAAGGAGCCUAUAGAUCUUAAGACCAUUGCACAGAGAAUACAGAAUGGAAGUUACAAGAGUAUUCAUGCAAUGGCCAAAGACAUAGAUCUCCUAGCAAAAAAUGCCAAAACUUAUAACGAGCCUGGUUCUCAAGUAUUCAAGGAUGCAAAUUCAAUUAAAAAAAUAUUUUAUAUGAAAAAGGCAGAAAUCGAACACCAUGAAAUGACUAAGUCCAGCCUUCGAAUAAGGACUUCGUCAAACUUGGCUGCAUCUAGGCUGACAGGUGCUUCUCAGAGUAAAAGUGGCCUGAGUGAUGAGAGAAAUCCUGCUAGCAAAUAUUACCGUAAUAAGAGAGCAGUACAAGGAGGUCGUUUGUCAGCAAUUACUAUGGCACUUCAGUACGGCUCAGAAAGUGAAGAGGAUGCAACUUUAGCAGCUGCACGUUAUGAGGAGGGAGAGUCAGAAGCAGAGAGCAUUACUUCAUUUAUGGAUGUUUCAAAUCCUUUUUACCAGCUUUAUGACACAGUUAGGAGCUGUCGGAACAACCAAGGACAGUUAAUCGCUGAGCCUUUUUUCCACUUACCUUCCAAGAAAAAAUACCCCGACUAUUAUCAGCAAAUUAAAGUGCCCAUAUCACUGCAGCAAAUCAGAACAAAGCUAAAAAACCAAGAAUAUGAAACUUUAGAUCAUUUGGAGUGUGACCUGAAUUUAAUGUUUGAAAAUGCCAAACGCUAUAAUGUUCCAAAUUCAGCCAUCUACAAACGAGUACUAAAAUUGCAGCAAGUCAUGCAGGCAAAGAAGAAGGAGCUUGCCAGAAGAGAUGACAUCGAGGAUGGAGACAGCAUGAUUUCUUCAGCCACCUCUGAUACUGGUAGUGCCAAAAGAAAAAGUAAAAAGAACAUCAGAAAGCAGCGAAUGAAAAUUUUAUUCAAUGUUGUUCUUGAAGCUCGAGAGCCAGGCUCGGGCAGAAGACUUUGUGAUCUCUUUAUGGUCAAGCCAUCCAAAAAGGACUAUCCUGAUUAUUACAAAAUCAUCUUGGAGCCAAUGGACCUGAAGAUAAUUGAGCAUAACAUUCGAAACGACAAGUACGCAGGGGAAGAGGGCAUGAUAGAAGACAUGAAGCUGAUGUUUCGAAAUGCGAGGCACUACAAUGAAGAGGGCUCACAGGUAUACAAUGAUGCACACAUCUUGGAGAAGUUGCUCAAGGAUAAGAGGAAAGAACUGGGCCCACUGCCUGAUGAUGAUGACAUGGCUUCUCCCAAGCUCAAGCUGAGUAGGAAGAGUGGCAUUUCUCCUAAAAAAUCAAAAUACAUGACUCCAAUGCAGCAAAAACUAAAUGAAGUCUACGAAGCUGUAAAGAACUAUACGGAUAAAAGGGGCCGCCGCCUCAGUGCUAUAUUUCUGCGACUUCCAUCCAGAUCCGAGUUGCCAGACUACUAUUUGACUAUUAAAAAGCCCAUGGACAUGGAAAAAAUUCGGAGUCAUAUGAUGGCCAACAAGUACCAAGAUAUCGACUCUAUGGUUGAGGACUUCGUCAUGAUGUUCAACAAUGCCUGCACAUACAAUGAACCCGAGUCUUUGAUCUACAAAGAUGCCCUCGUCCUGCACAAAGUCCUCCUGGAAACUCGGAGAGACCUCGAGGGAGACGAGGACUCUCAUGUCCCCAAUGUGACCUUGCUGAUUCAAGAGCUUAUCCACAACCUCUUUGUGUCGGUCAUGAGUCAUCAGGAUGAUGAGGGCAGGUGCUACAGCGAUUCUUUAGCAGAAAUUCCUGCUGUGGACCCCAACUUCCCAAAUAAACCUCCUCUCACUUUUGACAUAAUUCGGAAGAACGUGGAAAAUAAUCGCUACCGACGGCUUGACUUAUUUCAAGAGCAUAUGUUUGAAGUAUUGGAAAGAGCGAGGAGGAUGAAUCGGACAGAUUCUGAAAUAUAUGAAGAUGCAGUAGAGCUUCAGCAGUUUUUUAUUAAAAUCCGUGAUGAACUCUGCAAAAAUGGAGAGAUCCUUCUUUCACCAGCCCUCAGCUAUACCACGAAGCACUUACACAAUGAUGUAGAAAAAGAGAAAAAGGAAAAAUUACCGAAAGAAAUCGAGGAGGAUAAACUAAAACGAGAAGAAGAAAAAAGAGAAGCUGAAAAGAGUGAAGAGUCCUCUGGUGCCUCAGGCCUCUCCGGCCUUCAUCGGACAUAUAGCCAGGACUGCAGUUUCAAGAACAGUAUGUACCAUGUUGGUGAUUAUGUCUAUGUGGAGCCCGCAGAAACCAAUCUACAACCACAUAUUGUCUGUAUAGAGAGACUUUGGGAAGAUUCAGCUGGUGAAAAAUGGUUGUAUGGCUGUUGGUUUUAUCGGCCAAAUGAAACAUUCCAUCUGGCUACACGAAAAUUUCUAGAAAAGGAAGUUUUUAAGAGUGACUAUUACAAUAAAGUUCCUGUUAGUAAAAUUCUAGGCAAAUGUGUAGUUAUGUUUGUCAAGGAAUACUUUAAAUUAUGCCCGGAAAAUUUUCGUGAUGAGGAUGUUUUUGUCUGUGAGUCCCGAUACUCUGCCAAAACCAAAUCUUUCAAAAAAAUUAAACUGUGGACCAUGCCGAUCAGUUCAGUUCGGUUUGUCCCUCGGGAUGUCCCUCUGCCUGUGGUUCGAGUGGCCUCUGUAUUUGCGAAUGCAGAUAAAGUCGAAGAUGACAAAAACACAGACAACUCAGAAGAGAAUCGCAAUGAAGACAGUUAUAACUUAGAAAAGGAGAAAGAAGAUGUCCCUGUGGAAAUGUCCAACGGUGAACCAGGUUGCCACUAUUUUGAGCAGCUUCGUUACAAUGACAUGUGGCUAAAGGUUGGAGACUGUGUCUUCAUUAAGUCCCACGGCCUGGUGCGCCCCCGUGUAGGCAGAAUCGAGAAGGUAUGGGUCCGAGAUGGAGCUGCAUAUUUUUAUGGCCCCAUCUUCAUUCAUCCAGAAGAAACAGAACAUGAACCCACAAAAAUGUUCUACAAAAAAGAAGUAUUUUUGAGUAACUUGGAAGAAACCUGCCCUAUGACGUGUAUUCUGGGAAAAUGUGCUGUAUUGUCUUUCAAGGACUUCCUUUCCUGCAGGCCAACUGAAAUACCAGAAAAUGACAUUCUGCUUUGCGAGAGCCGCUACAAUGAGAGUGAUAAACAGAUGAAAAAAUUCAAGGGACUUAAAAGAUUUUCACUGUCUGCUAAAGUAGUAGAUGAUGAAAUUUAUUAUUUCAGAAAACCAAUUGUUCCUCAGAAGGAGCCGUCACCUUUGCUGGAAAAGAAGAUUCAAUUGCUCGAAGCUAAAUUUGCCGAGUUAGAAGGUGGAGAUGAUGAUCUGGAAGAGAUGGGAGAGGAAGACAGCGAGGUCAUCGAGCCUCCUUCUCUACCCCAGCUUCAGACGCCCCUGUCCAGUGAGCUGGAUCUUAUGCCCUACACGCCCCCACAGUCCACCCCAAAGUCUGCAAAAGGCAGUGCAAAGAAAGAAAGCUCCAAGCGGAAAAUCAACAUGAGUGGCUAUAUCCUGUUCAGCAGCGAGAUGAGAGCUGUGAUUAAGGCCCAGCACCCGGACUACUCUUUUGGUGAGCUCAGCCGACUGGUGGGGACAGAAUGGAGAAAUCUUGAGACAGCCAAGAAAGCAGAAUAUGAAGAGCGGGCAGCUAAAGUUGCUGAGCAGCAGGAGAGAGAGCGAGCAGCACAGCAACAGCAGCCGAGUGCUUCUCCCCGAGCAGGCACCCCUGUGGGGGCUCUCAUGGGGGUGGUGCCACCACCAACACCAAUGGGGAUGCUCAAUCAGCAGUUGACACCUGUUGCAGGCAUGAUGGGUGGCUAUCCGCCAGGCCUUCCACCUUUGCAGGGCCCAGUUGAUGGCCUUGUUAGCAUGGGCAGCAUGCAGCCACUACACCCUGGGGGGCUUCCACCCCACCAUCUUCCACCAGGUGUGCCCGGCUUCUCGGGCAUCCCACCUCCGGGUGUGAUGAACCAAGGAGUGGCCCCAUUGGUAGGGACUCCAGCACCUGGUGGAAGUCCAUAUGGACAGCAGGUGGGAGUUUUGGGGCCUCCAGGGCAGCAGGCACCACCUCCAUAUCCUGGCCCACAUCCAGCCGGCCCCCCUGUCAUACAGCAGCCAUCAACACCCAUGUUUGUGGCUCCACCACCAAAGACCCAGCGGCUUCUCCACUCAGAGGCCUACCUGAAAUACAUUGAAGGACUCACUGCUGAGUCCAACAGCAUUAGCAAGUGGGACCAGACCCUCGCAGCUCGAAGACGUGAUAUUCACUUGUCAAAAGAACAGGAGAGCCGCCUCCCUUCCCACUGGCUCAAAAGCAAAGGGGCCCACACGACCAUGGCAGAUGCCCUCUGGCGCCUUCGGGAUUUGAUGCUCCGAGACACCCUCAACAUUCGCCAAGCAUACAACCUAGAGAACCUUUAAUUCUAUCGAUGACGUUUCUUUUCUAGAAGCAUAAAGAGUUUUGUGGAACAGUAGCCAUUUUAGUUACUUGGGUGGGGGGAAGAACAAAGGAUGAUACUUUUUAUUGCAUUUUACUGUACAUCACAAGGCCAUUUUUAUAUAAGGACACUUUUAAUAAGCUAUUUCAAUUUGUUUGUUUUUGUUCUAUUAAGUUGACUUUAUCUAAUACACAGAGAUUUUUUUGCAUAUGUUUCCUUCGUUUGAAACCAGUUUCCUAAUUGGUUAUGUGUGUAGGCUUGGAGUUUUCUCUUUUGACUUGUUGCCAUGGAACUAAAAUCCUCAAAGGUUUUGGUCUUGGCGUGGGGUUUUUGUUUUGGGGGGGAAUUUUUUUGCUUCUGUUUUCGUUUUUAUAAAGAACAAACAAAAUGAAAAAAAAAAAACACUCAAGAGUUUACAGAUGAGUCGAAAUUGACCUUGACGAUGAAAUGUGAAGUUGAUCCUAGUUUACAUCUUAGAGAGGGAAGUGUACUUGUGUCUGUUUCGUGUGCCUGAAUCUCUUAAGCCACUUUCGUACAAGCUGUUUGUUACAGACAAAGUGAAGGUUUACUUCACUUGAAAGGUUGAUCUUUAGGUUCUAGA
Suncus etruscus (white-toothed pygmy shrew) is the source of this 5927-nucleotide messenger RNA. It is a transcript of the gene PBRM1, whose product is annotated as polybromo 1. The coding region runs from base 183 to 5309 and encodes 1708 amino acids. Gene Ontology annotation, molecular function: chromatin binding; protein binding. NCBI's taxonomy places the organism in Eukaryota, Metazoa, Chordata, Mammalia, Eulipotyphla, Soricidae. Gene Ontology annotation, biological process: chromatin remodeling. Gene Ontology annotation, cellular component: RSC-type complex. The transcript is spliced from 32 exons. The record is from RefSeq and is a predicted model, not a curated record.